Molecule: messenger RNA, 5548 nt
Organism: Anolis sagrei ordinatus
Lineage: Eukaryota; Metazoa; Chordata; Lepidosauria; Squamata; Anolidae
Source: RefSeq, a predicted model, not a curated record
GCUCUGAUCAUUGGGAGAGCCCAUCGCACUCCACAACGUCGAAAGCAACACCGCACUGAAUGCCGGGAUUUGAAGUUUCAACAGCCACCUUGAGCCUCCUCAGCCCCAAAGCUCUUGGAACUGUGAACUACAAGCCCCAUAACUACACGGAUCUUAAAGUGGAAUCAGCAUUAUAACACUCCAGCUCUCGACAAAGGGAAGGAGCGUUUUCCACCUUUCUGCCAGGCGAGCUUCACUUCUCCAUUUCCACCAACGGUUUGCAUUUGUGAAAUAUCCUGGUGGUUAGAGCCUGGUGCUUUGCUUUUUGUCUCCCUUUUCCCCACUUGCUUCCAAGACAGACGAUGCCAUGAUGUGCAGAAGUUUUAACUGGACAGUGGGUCCCUUUAGAUUUGGAACCAAACCGGCGGGCAUCAUGCAAACUGUCUGGGUCGUUGCUGUGACCUGGAUGCUCUUUGGGGAGGCCAACGCUCGAGGAUCUCCUUUUGGAUUGCAGGAUGCCGAGAGCUCAGUGCCUCUUCCCUUCGACAGUAGAGGGCAGGCCAUCAGGAUCCUGGACCCGGGUCCACAUGUAGAUUGCAGAGAGGUGAAGAAGCAGAACAUCUCUGGACGCUGCUCCUUCAUCAAAAACAACCCGGACUGUCAGAUGGAAGGCGGGUUUCUCAAUUACCUCAACGGAGUCUUCUGCGUCUUCCCUGCUUCCCUGCAACCUCUGGCCGUAACCCUCUAUGCACUGUGGCUUCUUUACCUCUUUGUGAUCCUUGGCGUCACCGCUGAGAAAUUCUUCUGUCCCAAUUUAUCUGCCAUCUCCACCAAGCUGAAGUUGGCCCACAACGUGGCUGGUGUCACCUUUCUGGCCUUUGGAAAUGGGGCACCAGAUGUCUUCAGUGCCGUGGUGGCAUUCUCAGACCCCCGGACAGCCGGUCUAGCCAUUGGCGCACUCUUUGGUGCCGGCAUCUUUGUCACCACUAUCGUGGCGGGCGGCAUAGCCCUGGUCCGACCCUUCACAGCAGCCUCCAGGCCAUUCCUCAGGGAUGCCGUCUUCUAUAUGGUGGCAGUCUUCUUGACCUUUGUGGCACUCUAUUUUGAGGAGGUCACCUUGGGAGAAGCCUUGAGUUACCUUGGCCUCUACAUCUUCUAUGUCUUGACGGUGGUGGUGUCCACAUGGCUUCACAAGAGGCAACGCAGAGAGAGGCUGGCACCCCCUAGCCCUGCAGAACCAGAGCAUCCGACGGACUCCGAAGAUGGGGAUGCCUCAAGUGUCACUGGAGGUGACUACGGUGAAGAAUACCAGGCCCUGCUGCCUUCAGAGGAAAGUACAUUCCAGAUCCUAAUUCGCUCUGUCAACCCCCUGGACUACAGGAAAUGGAGGAGGAAGCCCUGUUACUGGAGGCUGAUAAAGGCCUGCAAGUUGCCGAUUGAGUUUGUGCUGCGCCUUACAGUCCCCAUCGUGGAUCCCGACAGGGAAGAUCAGAACUGGACCCGGCCCUUGAACUGUCUCCACCUGAUUGUGGGCCCCGUCUUCUGUGUCCUCACGUUGAAGUCUGGCGGGUAUGGACUUUACAAGAUCCAGGGCAUCUUUCCGGUGUGGGGUGUGGUGUUGCUGGCAGGGGUUGCCAUGGCAGUGAUCAUCUUUGUCACUACGAAGAACGAAGUGCCGCCAAAAUACCACUGGCUUUUUGCCUUCCUGGGCUUCCUAGUCAGCGCCCUAUGGAUCAACACUACCGCCACUGAGGUGGUGAACAUCUUGCGGACGUUGGGCAUCGUCUUCCACCUCAGCAAUACUGUUCUGGGGCUGACGCUGCUGGCCUGGGGAAACAGCAUUGGAGAUAUGUUUUCUGACCUCACAAUGGCACGGCAGGGGUACCCCCGCAUGGCCUUCUCUGCCUGCUUUGGAGGCAUCAUCUUCAAUAUGCUUGUCGGAGUGGGACUCGGGUGCCUUCUGCAGAUGACAAGCAGCAAAUCAGUCGUCAGGUUGGAAUCAGAAGGCCUGCUGGUGUGGAUCCUGGCUGGCGCACUGGGCCUGAGCCUGGUCUUCUCAUUCCUCUCGGUCCCCGCUCAGUGUUUCCGUUUAGGCCGAGAGUAUGGCUGCUGCCUCAUCAUCUACUAUCUGGUGUUCUUGACCGUGGCCCUGCUGACAGAGUUCAGAGUGAUCCGGCUUUCCACUUACUGACGCAGGAGACUGUUGCUAUCGGGAUUGAGUUCUUUGCCCUUGGAAAGGCAUGGCUGCUGGCGAGCUCCCAGUCGCCAUGGUGGUUGACUGUCAUCAUGGCCACUGGUCUCUGGACUUCAAGUAGAGCCCUGGCCAAGGAGUGUGCAUGUCUCUGAAGGCAGGAUGUUCCUGGUUCCUUGUGAGUCAGAGUGUUGCACCAAAUUGGGCCUUGGAAAACUCCCCAUCCCCAGCUAGUAAUAUAUUUUUGAAGGACUUGGCAUUGUUUAGGUUGGAAUAGAGGAAAGUCUUUUAAAGGGUUUUUUAUAAUGAAUUUUUUACCAGAAGCAGGAUUCAAAUCCUGCCUUAUUUGGAGCUUGAAUGUCGAAGUUGCAAAGGCAUCUCCAGACUGUCUUUGGGAACUACUUCAUAGUGUCGUUUGACCAAGAAAUGGCACAUAUAAGUGAGAUCAGCCCCAUUGAAUCAGUGGGAUUUACCGAUGUGUUGACUCAUCAUUCAACAGUUGAUUCAGCAGGGAAUCCGAUUCUAGUUGGGUGGAUGAAUAGGUGUCAGGUCAUGUCAGGUUAAGAGAUGUAUAUUUUCUUCUCCUAAAGUCAUAUGCAUGUUUUCCAUAGCUUUCAAUCACAUAUUUUAAUGUGUGCCGCCUUCAAAUGUAAUUUCCCCCUUGACCAAAGUGGAUUAUGUGCAUUUUCCAAUCAUAGACAUAGACAUGUGUUUUUUUAAAUAGGCAGUGUUGCAUGCCUAUCGUUUCUCCAAAAGUCAACAAUGUGUGACUUUAUCAAACCUAGCAAAAGGAUUUUCCAUCCUUUGGUAGGAAUACGUUAAUUCCAUGGGCUUUUCCUGGAGGAGUGAAAACUCUUACUGAUGUCACUUUUUAAAAAAUGAUAAUAUGGUGAGGUUUUUAUAAAAAGAAUUAUCCGUGAUAACUUUAGUAGGGAAAGAGAUGCUAGGAAGAGAAAAAAGGGUAUGUUAAACCCCAAGGGAUUGAUAAUAUUUAGAUCUCUGAAGCCAAGUCCCCAUAUUUUGGGCACAUCGGGGCCUCAAUCCUAUUGGUUAACCCAAACUAAAGGAAGCCCUGUGAGUCAGUUGUUCAAUGAGAAGUCAUCAUAGAGUUAAAUCCCAUUGAUUCAGCGGAACCAAUCUAGUUCAAGCUUCCAAUAGGAUUCAGGCCCCUGGUGUCCCCACCUUGUCCUUGGAGAAAAGGAAGGUGACCAUAGAACUGCAUUGGAGAGAGUCCUAAAAAUCACAUUUUGAAUCGAAUCCAUGAAUAAUCAGAUCUACAAAAGUCAAAACCACAAAUGUGGAGGGAUGACUGGAGGCAACUCCCAUGUUUAAAGAUCUAUUUUUUUUUUAUUUUUUUGGAUAGAUGAAGGCUGGCAAAUGACACCUCUAGGAGAAUCCCAUGUCUCCUUUUUUUUGUAUUAGGAGUGACUUGAGAAACUGCAAGUCGCUUCUGGUGUGAGAGAAUUGGCAAGGACGUUACCCAGGGGACGCCCAGAUGUUUUGAUGUUUCCCAUCCUUGUGGGAGGCUUCUCUCAUGUCCCCAAGUCUCGAUUUAAAUGCUACUUUCCUACUAGCAGCCUAAUACCUUGGUUAGGUUCCACAUUGUGUAGUUUGAAAAACAAGACAUUAAGUUCUCCUGAAUGUUCUCCUCCCAAGUAAUAAACUGCUAUCUGAAAGAGUGAAGAGCUGGCAAACUGGUAUGAAAAGCAACUGGCUUCAUCUUGAUUGGUCAGUGAGAAUCUGGCUUUUGUUUGUUUUUUUUUUUUUGUUAGAGUAGGAGAUCUGCGUGAGAGUGUAUCAUUUGGACACGUCUCGUCUCUGUCACAAUCUACCUCAGAAGGAAAAAUGAGAGCAAUCACUUGCUUAAAAGCCCUUCCUAUGGGAGGGGUGGAAGAUGCUUCAGGGCUAGUUUUUGAGCAGUCUAAGAUGCUGGGUUUUUUUUAUGGAUUGUUGUGGGCAACCAAGGUUUUUCCAUUCCCUCCUUGAGGAACUGGUUGGAAAAUAAGUGCUCUCUAGGAACGUUUUCACAUUGGGCAAUUCGCAGAGUGGUUCUUCACUGGCCUAGAGUUGUUGCAAUUCACUUUUGGACUGUGGACCUGGACCACUGUGAGCCAGUUGCAUCAUUAAAAUCUCAUGCCUUUCUUCUCUUGCAUCUCCAUGAAGGGAAAGAGCAGAGCAGCAUGCAUUUCUGAUGCUGCUUAAAUGUUGUCAAAGACUCUCAGAUGUUGUUCGACACUGUAUGGAACAGUUGCACUGUAUUUAUGCUGUAUCCCUAAUUUCCUGUUCUGAAAAAAAACCCUACUCUUUCCCUUGCUCUGAGAACAAAUGUGACAUUUGGUAUGUUAAUAAAUGCAAAAAAUUAAAAUAAAGUCUCAUUUUCAGUGCUAUAUAGUUGACUUCAUACAGUUACUGCAUUGAGAAUGGCUUAUAUGAUGCAGUUAUCAUAAAAAAUCAAUAUGCAGAUUUGAUAAAUUUGGGUUUGGUAUGUGUGGGUAUGAAUGGAAGUACGGAAGAAUGAAGGAAUGGGAGCUAAUAAUUUUGGAGACACCAGUAAAAUAUUAAGGCCUGUAAUGACUAGACCUGCUUGCUGGAAUGCGAUUAAAAGUUGCUAAUGAGAAGUGAAAAGUAAACUGUGAUAAGAACUGUGACAAUGGUUCUUUUAAGUUAGGGAAAAGUUAUGAAGGAAGUCAACACAAGGCUAACACCAAUCAAGAAGAGUCAACAUCUGGCCAGGAAACUGAGAUGGAGCCAGGAUGGAAGACAUCUAUCAUUAAUUUACAGCAUUGGGACUACAUCAGCAGAAUAUUCCUAUAAAAGACUAUCUAAUAAUUCCCAAAUUGUGGCAGAACGCAGGAGUCUGUUCCACCUGUUAUGCUCUGUGGGAAAGACAGAGAUGGUGUAUUCGGAGGAUGUCAGAUAUGGUAUGGGAAAGCAUGGUUCUGGUCACUUUGGCCGCCUUUCUCAAGGGAAGAGGAAGAAGUGCGAUUUUGGAGUCUUGGAUUCUGCAGUAUGGAAAACAGAGAUCUGGUCCUUGGCAUUGUUCCUAGGGAAUGAAGUUUUGGAAUGUUGGCAUUAUGGAAGUUUUGGAACUGUGCAUUGGCAGGCUGCAGGGAAGCAGGAUCUGGCCUAAGAGAUGUUCUUCUCCAGGGGACAGCAGGAGAAUGGUGAUGUAUGCACGAGGAUGGAUGCAUGUAUAUGUGGUGUGAAUGUUGAGUAAAAAUGUAAUUCUCCUUUGUUUGUUUGUUAGCCAUGUUUGUGAAUCCAAUGUAGUUGCAUAGAACCUGUAUGUAUGUCUGUCCAAUGUUCUUAGUGUAGUGUAAACGUUCUGAUUCCCCUUUCUCUUACUGGAAAUUGCAAUAAAAAGAACCUAUGCUUUAA